AUGGCGUCAGUUCAAUUAAAUGCAGUAAAGGCGGUGCUUGCGUGGCAACAUAACGGUACGCCACGGUAUCUUUCUGAGCCUGAUCCUAAGAGUUCUUCGAUUCGAUUUACGUUACACCUUAAUACGACCUCGGCGCUGUUCGAAUUACAGAUACCCAUUAGUUAUAAGCAACACACCAAGACUUCAGCCAUCUGCAUUCAAAUCAAUCCUCAAUCUAUCACCUCCCUCACACAGUCCGUUGACCAAGAUACCCCCGAUGCCAUUAAACAUGUCCUAAGCUCUGCGACAUGUCUUAAUUUCGAGCUCAACGACGCCAUCACUAUCCUCAUUCCAAGCUUUAUAAACGAGCCAGUGACGGCUGCCCGAUUGCGCUCGGGAGUCAUACUUGACUUGCUGUAUGAGUUGGUGGAAACGACCUCUCUACGCGUUUAUAUCCCCGACGACGCGUUGUCUCAGAAUCAGCUAGAGUCUCUCGGCUCCGCUAACGUACAGGAGCUCAGUCCAUGCUCUGGUCCCGAUUAUGACAUAUCUCGAUGGUUCUCCGGCCGCGGUGCAAAGGUCGCAACCCUUGCGAAGCCUCCGCCACCUUCUUACAAUAAAGCUACGGUCGGCCAACCUGAUGCACCCUUGUAUAACGAAUCAUCAACCUUCGAUCCCCCAACUCCGUCCCACAAACGCAAACGAAGCCAAGACUCGACCGGCAAACGAAGCCGGGAGGUAGUCCCUAAUAAUGCCACAAUCUGGGACAAGUUGCUAGAACUUGAGGCUACGGUCCAUAAUCGUACACGACCCAACACCCCCGAUGACCAGUCACGGCAUGUCCAAGUGCUACAAGCCGAGGUCGCCAAGUUACAGACACAACUCAUUCAAUGCGAGAAGAAGGCUUUGGAUUGGGAGACUGAGAUCACCAAUCUACAAGCCCAGCUCACACAAUGUGAAAAGAAGGUUGCAGAUGGGGAAGCCGAGGUAGCAAAGCUGCAAACACAGCUCACUCAAUGCGAGAAGAAAGUCGUCGAUCUGGACACUGAAAUCGCAGGAUUACGAUACACCCAAGACAAUGCCGACAAUGAAGCGAGCGUCAUAAUAAGCGAGAUAGAGGAUACCCUCCGCGAACACGAAGAGAAGAUAGACUUUGUUACAAGAGGGAAGGACGAUGAUGAGUUUGUGGAUAUCCUUAAGGAGGAGAUACUCAGUGAACUCAUUACGAGGAUAUCCCGUGGUUGA
Molecule: messenger RNA, 1224 nt
Organism: Fusarium coffeatum
Lineage: Eukaryota; Fungi; Ascomycota; Sordariomycetes; Hypocreales; Nectriaceae
Exons: 1
Coding region: 1-1224 (407 amino acids)
Source: RefSeq, a predicted model, not a curated record